AUGGAUUUAUUCUUCCAGCGUCAUUUUCAUCGAUGGCAAAAGAGACAAAAGUACUCGGUUCCUGUCUCUCAGCCUGCAGUUCUAGUCAGCAAAGCACGGAGGCGUUCUAGUGUUGGGCUGCCCUCUGCAGCGCUACUAGAAAGCAGGCGUUCCUCAAGUGGCUUGCCACCACUUCCUUAUCAGAGGCGCCCCAGUGUUGGCAUUUUGGUGGCCAGUGGACAGAAACGACAUUCCAUUAAAGAUGGCGCCUUCACCUUCAACUCAAGCGACUCUGCAGAUGAAGCUGGAUUUGCGAUACCUAAUAUUUCAAUGAAAAAAGAAGGAAGUGCAUUUCAUUACAAACGUAAUGGACACCAAACCUCCACAGUUUUUUCGAGUGGGCAUCGAAGAAGGGCAGUGCGUUACUGUCGACCCUCCAAAGACAAUUCAAUUCAACCUCAUUUGCUUUGUUCCUCCAUGCUACUUGCAAGUGUUGUCCAGACGGGUAGUAGUGCAAAAGAAAGACAAGCGGAAGAAUCUAGUGUCUCACUUAGUUCCUGCUCUGGAUCAGAUGGUGAGAAUGCCUGCGUCCAGGAAGAAGAGGAAAUCGAAGUGAAAAUUGAAAAUCCCAAUCAAAUAAGAGAUGACGGGCCUGGAACUCGAGUGCAUUUACCCAAAGUGGUUGCAAGGGAAAGCAUUAAACCACGACCCUUCCUUCGACCUCCUCGUUGUCUAAGACGGAACUCCUCCCAUCUCCUCCCAGCUGAGUUCAUCUAUCGGACCAGCGAAAUGCGUUAUGGCCUUUAUGGUCGCUAUAAUCAUCGGAGGUCGAGUAAUGGUCCUGAAGUUAUAAACACACGGUUUCAGAAUUCCACCAGCAGCCGCAGUCUAAAGCAGAUAGCCUCAGCAGAUCUAAAGUUGGAUCCUGAGCCACUACUUUAUGAACCUACUCUCCCUAAAAGCAGCUCGUCCCAGCUCAGUGAAUCGGAGGGCUUGACAUACUAUGAUCCAUAUCUGGAAACAUGGGAGAACUUCCUAUCGAAAGCAAUAGCAAAAUCUGGUCUACAAAAUCUGCCCUGUCAACCCACUACUUCAUCUUUAACUCGACUAGAGCCAGAAUCAAGGAUCCGCAGCACUGUUGACUGGACUGAGUCUGCUCAGUAUGGAGAUCAUAUCUGGUUUGAGACUAAUGUGUCUGGAGACUACUGUUAUGUGGGAGAACAACACUGCAUUGCCAGAGGACUGCAAAAGUCAGUCACCCGGAGGAAGUGUGCUGCUUGCAAGAUAGUUGUCCACACUAUCUGUAUUGAGCAGCUGGAGAAGAUUAGUUUCAGAUGCAAGCCAUCUUUCAGGGACUCUAAUUUCAAAAACAAUCGAGAGCCCAAUGUACGUCAUCACUGGGUCCAUCGACGAAGACAAGAUGGAAAAUGUAAACAAUGUGGCAAGGGUUUCCAGCAGAAGUUUACCUUCCACAGUAAAGACAUUGUUGCUAUUAGCUGUUCUUGGUGCAAACAGGCGUUCCACAACAAGGUGUCCUGUUUCAUGUUGCACCAAAUUGAAGAAGUUUGUCCAAUAGGAGCUCACGCUGCCCUCAUUGUUCCACCCUCAUGGAUUGUUCGAGUACGGCGCUGCCAGGCAUCUAUGAAGUCAAGUAAGAAGAAAAAAAGGACAUCCUUCAAGAGGAAAAGCAGUAAAAAAGGAGUUGAGGAUGUACGACAAUGGAAGCCCUUCAUCGUACGGCCCAUUCCUUCGCCAUUGAUGAAACCGCUGGUGGUGUUUGUCAACCCCAAAAGUGGAGGAAACCAGGGCACUAAAAUCCUUCAGUCUUUUAUGUGGUAUCUGAACCCGAGGCAGGUUUUUGACCUGAGCCAAGGAGGACCCAAAGAGGGUUUGGAGCUGUAUCGUAAAGUUCAUAAUCUCAGGAUUCUGGCCUGCGGAGGAGAUGGAACAGUGGGAUGGAUCCUGUCCUGCCUUGAUGAACUUGCGUUGAAUCCUCAACCACCUGUUGCAGUGUUACCACUUGGGACAGGAAAUGACCUCGCUCGAACUCUCAACUGGGGAGGGGGCUAUACAGAUGAACCUCUAUCCAAGAUUCUGUCUCAUGUUGAGGAUGGAACUGUAGUCCAGCUUGACAGGUGGAAUCUAUUGGUUGAAGCCAACCAGAGUGCCGGCGCUGAGGUGGAUGAGCAGCAAACUGAUAAGCUUCCCCUGGAUGUGUUCAACAAUUACUUCAGCCUAGGAUUCGAUGCACACGUAACGCUAGAGUUCCAUGAAUCAAGAGAGGCCAACCCAGAGAAGUUUAACAGUCGUUUCAGGAAUAAGAUGUUCUAUGCUGGGACUGCAUUCUCAGAUUUUCUCAUGGGAAGCUCGAAAGACCUGUCAAAACACAUCCGUGUUGUGUGUGAUGGGACAGAUUUAACAUCAAAGGUUCAAGAUUUAAAGCUUCAAUGUUUGGUGUUUCUCAACAUCCCCAGGUACUGUGCAGGUACCACACCUUGGGGAAACCCAAGUGAGCAUCAUGAUUUUGAACCUCAGCGUCAUGACGAUGGAUACAUAGAAGUCAUUGGAUUCACCAUGACAUCAUUGGCUACACUUCAGGUUGGAGGUCAUGGCGAGAGGUUGAAUCAGUGCCGUGAAGUAACCCUCACCACUACGAAGCCUCUUCCUGUACAGGUGGAUGGGGAACCAUGUAGACUCGCUCCCUCCAUCAUCAACAUCAGCCUUAGAAACCAGGCCAAUAUGGUCCAGAAAACCAAAAGGCGAACAUCGUUGCUACACCUCAAAGAUCAACAGCCGGUCCCGGAGAGGCUGAGGCUUCGAGUCAACAGAAUCAGCAUGAGUGACUAUGAUGCUCUGAACUACGACAAAGACAAAUUGCGACAAGCGUCUAUUCCACUUGGAAUUAUAGUAGUUCCAGGUGACAGCGACUUAGAGACGUGCAGGGAACAUAUCCAGCGUUUACAAGAGGACUUCUCCUCUGUUCAUUCCUCUUUGAGAUGUAAGGGACCUAAGAAAGAAGCUGUCAAGACAAAGAAUAUUUCCUUGCAGCGAUUGUCCCCAAAGUGGUGUUUCCUUGAUCCAACCACAGAGGAUCGUUUUUACAGAAUUGACAGAGCACAGGAACAUCUGAACUAUGUGUCAGAAAUUUCCCACGAGGAACUCUUUAUCCUAGACCCAGAGUUGAUUGUUACUAUGACAGUUAGCACCUCUCCUACUGCGAUGCCCGACCUGGUCCAUCCUUCAUCCAGUUUGGCCAAUAACGGGGAAAGCAGCUUAAAUCAGAAUCCCAUUGAUGUGUUUGUCUUCCCUGUGGAUUCCUGUCUCUCUCCAUCAUCAUCUUGCAAGAUGAACAGUGACAGCUCUGCCUCAGCACUGAGUUCAACACCUGAGGCUAGAUAUCUACAAAGAAAAGGUUGUAUCCAGCGCCCUAUCAACACUAAUGAUGAGCUUAAAAUAGUAAUGAGACAUGAAAUGGAGCAAAAGUCAAGUGCUGCAGGGGGAGAUGAAGAAAAAGAGCUGCUGAUACAGUGUGUAAAGAACAACAAUAUGAAAAAGCUUCAGGAGCUACAUGAGAAAGGAUGUGACCUCACAUGUGUUGACCAAUCAGGCUGCAGCCUGCUGCACCAUGCUGUCAGUAUGGGAAGCAAGGAGAUGGUUCGCUUCAUCCUUGACAACGCUCCAAAUGACCUCAUUGAUGUGACAGAACACAUAAAGGGUGAAACAGUUCUUCAUCGAGCCGCGUCACUGUGUCACAGGACCAUCUGCCAUUACCUGGUAGAAGCAGGAGCCUCGCUGAUGAAAACUGACAUGCAGGGUGAUACCCCAAAGAACCGAGCCGAGAGGGCUCAUGAUGCUGAGCUGGCAGCUUACCUGGAGAACCGGCAACACUACCAGAUGAUCCAGAGGGAGGACCAAGAAACGGCUGUCUAA
Nerophis lumbriciformis (worm pipefish) is the source of this 3909-nucleotide messenger RNA. The record is from RefSeq and is a predicted model, not a curated record. NCBI's taxonomy places the organism in Eukaryota, Metazoa, Chordata, Actinopteri, Syngnathiformes, Syngnathidae.